Molecule: messenger RNA, 5043 nt
Organism: Danio aesculapii
Lineage: Eukaryota; Metazoa; Chordata; Actinopteri; Cypriniformes; Danionidae
Product: ataxin-1
Exons: 3
Coding region: 436-2076 (546 amino acids)
Biological process (GO): nervous system development; negative regulation of transcription by RNA polymerase II
Cellular component (GO): nucleus
Molecular function (GO): RNA binding; protein binding
Source: RefSeq, a predicted model, not a curated record
GAUAGGAGGGGGUCACAAAGGGCGAGCGAGCUGAAGUUUGUGUGUGUGUGUGUGUGUGAGAGUCUCUCUCUCUCUCUCCGAGUGUGUGUAUGUGUUAGAGAGAGAGAGAGAGCAUGCUCACAACGGGUGACACAGGGAAAAAUACAGAAGAUACAGCAAAAGAGUGACUAGGUGAGGACAAGAAAGGGAAUAAGACACAGUUUAGAGCAUCACACUGGAUAUCCCCGUCUGCUGCUGCUGCUUCACAUGAUCACUCAGUGUGUUUCUCACCAUAAAAAGACCCUCAGAGAGGUGAGUGUGUGUUCAGGACUUGGCGGUGUGUGACCGGAGCUGUGCGUGAUGCUGAUCAGCAGAAGAACUCAUCUCUCUCCUAGCCCUUUGCUCUCCCCAGCCCAUGUAACCUAGUGUGGCCUAGGAGGCCCGUGGGAUUGUCCCAUGAAUCCAAGCCCAGACCGCAGCAAGGAAUGUCUCCCCCCAAAAAAGAGGGAGUCCCGACAGGGCUCGGCAGAUCAGCCAGCCGCAGAGGAUGACUUCAAACCCCCUGCACCUUUCCGGAGCCGGAGGCCACAUCAGGCCGCCGAAGGUCCCAGAGAGGGUGGAGAUCUGCUGCCCCCUGUCCCGCUGCCGCUGCCUUGGCCGGUGUCCUACACCCCCUCCAUCCAUCCUCACACAUACCUGCCCCUGCAGCUGGGGGAGCGGCGCGGGUCCUGGAGAGACGCGCUGUGUGGACGGGCGGUGGACGGCGGACUGGAGCAGAGCGUUCCUCAGCACUCUCGCUGGCUCAGCAGCGACAUCCCUCACAUUAGCAUGCAGCCGCUCCUCUCUGUGCCCACAUUUAAGAGCGUCUACAGUGGGGAUUCCAGGGAGAUGUGGUCCUGUGGCCUCGGUCGGCCAGACUACAGCUCAUCUCUGUUCUCCCCCCAUGUCUUCCCACAGCCUGCCGUUUAUCCGCCCGACAGCCUCCCCGACAGCAGACUCAGGUACCAGAGUAGGCGGCACAACGGCAUUGAUGGCCAAGACAGCAAGUCUGGGUUCAGCAGAAGGGCGCCCUCCUGCGACGACUAUGGGAAUGACAGUGUCAGCAGGUUAGAUGCUCCACAUGCCAAUGGCAGAAGAAGACAGGAGAACACAAGCAGACAGACCCCUGAGAAGCGCCUUCUGCCACAAGUGAGUACAAGUGCACAUUCCUCACCGUGGGACAGGGACCCUCGGGGAACGCCCAAAGCUCCAAUGCCCCCUUUACCUGACACAAAGGCAGGGAAGGCCAUCACUUCUCAGGACCAUUUUGGUGGUAGUGCCUCUCCGGCCGGAGCUCAGAUCUAUUAUACUCUGGGGUCUCUUUGCCCUUCUGCUCAGCAGAACCCUCAAGUGUUCCCACAGCCGAGUUCUCCCGUGUCCUGCUCCGCAAGGAACUCCCAGAACCAACACAACAGCCAUGGUGUAGAGACAGACUGGAGUUCCCCAGCAGGACCCUGCCGCCCUCCCCUUGCUGUGCUCAUGGGUCCAGACCCUCCACCUUCUGCAGUCCUACCUCAUUUUGCCAAAGGUUCCCUGAUUGAACUAGCUGGUGGCCAUCUGAAAAGGGUGGAGGAGCUGAAGACAGAGGACUUUUUGCGCAGUGCUGACACCUUGCCGGAGUUUCACCUGAGCUCCUGCACUAUUCUGUUGAUCUCACCAGGACCCUCUUACGGAUUCAACCACUUGCAGGUCUUGCUCACAGACCGUAACACUCAGGAGCUUCUGACGGUGUUAUCGGAGUACCCGUUCUUCGUGCGGGACCGCGGCUGGUCGUCCUGCAGUCCCCAGCGGAGCGCGCAACUGUACGGCCUGCAGUGUCGGCAGCUCAGCACAGGAGACGUGUGUCUGGCCCUGACCCCUACACCCACACACAAACCCAAACCCGCCAGCAGCGAGAGCCGGGGCCCGCCGGGGGGCAGCAGAGAGCCUCCAUCCGGCCCCGAACUUCAGAACGCACACCGGCCCCGCAAGAGACGCUGGUCGGCCCCUGAGCUGGAGCCCGGAGCCCAGACAAACACACACAGCCCUUUACCUCAGCACUCCCACACACACCACUGAUGAUCUGACACGCUUCACCUGCUUUAGUUAUAGCAGUGCUCCCCACCCUGUUCCUGGAGGCACACCAACAGGACAUAUUUUGGAUGUCUCCCUUAACUUCAGGUUUUGAGGUGUCUUCUAAUGUUCUGAUGAGCUGAUUCAGGUGUGUUUGAUUAGGGAGAGGUUGAAAAAGUCAACCCAGGCUCAAUCUAAUUAUGUACCCCUAUAUACAAUUCUGGAGAGCGCCAAAUACGUACAGGAGCUACUUUUUUUGUGCUGUUUUUGUUUUCGUGAAUCCACCAGAGGUCGCUGUGUACGCUUUUUCAGAUCUCAAAUUUCUCUCGCGAGUGCAAUUUAUGCCUGCUGUUCUCACGUAAAUCCACCAGAGGCCACUGUCGACUCUCCUUCCCUAAACUCAACUGAUAUUUUCCAGCAGCACUGAUUGACCAGGGGUCCGUUCUUCGUACGUGGAUUACUCAAUUUGCUGGAUUUGGUUAUUGACGAUUUGACAGGAUCCAGGAUAGUUUCGUUCUUCAAAACUCAUCCCAGAGUUGUUGUCAUAGUAACAGUUCUGGUAGCUCAAACCUGCUCGGGAGCAGCAGCUUAUUUCAUAUAAACAGGAUUAGAUUGGGUCAGUACCAAAUGCUGAUAUUUUCUUACAGAAGUAACCUAUAGAGUAUAUACACUGAGGAAAAUAGUAAAAUAGUUAAAAAAAAUUAUAAUUUAUAAUAAUUAUUAAUAUUUAUGUUUAUAUACAUAUAACUAAAAUAUAUAUAAAUAUAUAUAACCUAGUAAAUAAAAAUACAAAAACGGGAUGGUUCUCCGCAAGGGGAUCAAAGAGAACAUUUAUUAUUAUGGAUUUUUUAGAUACAAAUGCGAACUAUUUUAAGGUACCGAUCCAGCUUUAGUACAAUUGCAAAAGUUGCAGAUGCCUUUACUGAUUUCAAAAUGCUGAUGCAAAAUUAUUUUAAAUUCCUUACACAGAUUAAGAAACUAAAAUAGGCCUAUAGGCUACUAUAGUGAAGAAAAUCCGAUUUAAAAUGUAAAACUGAAUAAAUUGGGAAACACUCUUGACAGAUGAAAGUGUAAAGCCUGCAGCCCAUAGUCAAGGUGUAAAGUUAUUGCAUAUCAUAUUUAAACUGUUUACUACUAAUUUAAUGUAAUUUUGCUCACAUGGAUAAUUGAAUAUUAAUCAGAUGAUGAUGUCAUUACACUGCUGUGCUGUCAGCCAAUCGUUGCCAUGCUGAUCAUGAUUUCGGGGAUCGAUAGAUCUGUCCUUCACAACACACGCAGCGAUCUCAGAUCAGUUCAUUCAGACAUUUUAAUCUGAUUCGCAAACCAAAUUAGCCAGAGAUCAGUCAUCAAGAUUAACAGAUCCGGGAUCUGCUGAAUCAUCUUAGAUCAUUUAAGCGAGGUACAAAGGACAGACCCCUUAUCACCCCCUUCCCUAAACCCAACCGACAGUGUUUUCAAAAGCAAUCCAGAAAAAGAAAAGCCCUGGCCUGAUUUUUACCAUGUUUUCAGAUUUUACCACAUUCUCACCCUGUUAUUUACUUGUUUAUUUUAUUUUUUGGCUUUUGUUUUUGUCUUGCCUGCUUUCUGGAUCCGUUCUUCACCGGACUCAAACCCCGCCAUUGCGUUCAACUUGUCUCUGCAUCUUAAGUCCACCAAUAUACGUGGUGAGCCAAUGGACAAACUGGUUACAGCGGGAAAGCCGUCCAUAUAGAGGUAAGCGGUCAGCUGGUAGCAUGAAAAGGAACGACAUCAUACCGCCCCGUAGACAAAAUGCAGCCAUAUAUACCUCUGGCUACCGAAUUCGCGAUCUCCAGAAAUGUAUAAUGUGUCUAAAGUCUGCCGACGACAGUUAACUGGACAAACUUUUAACAGUGGGAAAGUCAUCCAUACAACAGUCAACUGCUAGCAUGAAAAGGAACAGCGUCAUACCACCCCCUAGUGUUCAUUUUAAAGACAAAAUGCAGCCAUAUAUAUCUCUGGAUACAUAAUUCGCGAUCUCCAGAAAUGUAUACAGGGGUACAUUUUCAGAAUGAGCCUAUAUUGCAAAAUGUGUACUGUUGGUGUGCCUUCAGGAGUUACAGGACACCUCAAAGAUACCACGGUACAGUUAGUCAGCAGAAACUCUCUUAUUAAAUGUCAAAAUGUAGAACGACAUAUGCUAGCAAAUCCCAAAAUGAAAACAAAUAUGAGACAAUCAACACUCACAUGUCUGUGAUGCCACGCACCUCUUAGUGAUGCUAAUCUCAAGCCUUUUUCUGCAGGGUAUGUCUUUUUAAUCAGUAUUAUCAGAAACCAAUACUACUGGGUGAAAACACAUGUACUCCACUGUACGAGAAUAUAUCAACAUGAGUGUUCUGUGAAUAUGCUAAAUGAAAUAGUCACUGUUAUUUUCGUAAUGGCAGUCUUGUUUCAUGCUUAUGAACUGCGUUUGUACCUUCGGUCCAGCAGGCGAGCUGAAUGUAUUAGCAGCCUUCAGCCGAGCUCUCCGUGUGGGGUCAACAUGCUAGUUUACAUUAGCAUUACACUCAGCCUGUUCUCAGCCAGGGAAGAGACACUAAAGAUGGAACAAAACCAAACUCUCUCACUCUCUCUAUUUCAAUUUCUCUCUCUCUCUCUUUCUGUCUCACACACACACACACACACACACAGGAUCCUGAACCUGGUGUCUUUGAAGAGCGAUGGUGCUAAUCACACAUCAGAAAAGAAAAGUGGGGUUUCCUUCGGUGUUUCCUUCUGUCGGAGAGCAGGGGGAUUAAAAAAUGAAGACAAAUCUCGGGUUUUGAACUCAGAUACGGGUAUAUCUACUCUUGAUUAAGCACACUCUAUCACUUUAUUUUCUCUGAUUUAUUUUUGUGUCGUUGUGGUUUCUCAAAUAACAAUUGCUGUUAGUUUUUUGUUGUUGUUGUUUUCUUUAUAAAUGUUCUAAAUGCUCUAAAGUUGUAUAUUUUUAAAGUUGUGAGACUGUAAUACAAU